AUGGCCUCACUGAGCAGAGCUCUCUUCCUCCUCUCUCUCUUGGCCUUCACCGCCACAAUCUCAUCAGCCCACAACAUCACUGCAAUUCUCUCCGCCUUCCCAGAGUAUAGCCAAUACAACAGCUUCUUGACCCAAACAAGGCUAGCUGACGAGAUCAACACCCGCCAAACAAUCACUAUCCUUGUCCUGAACAACGCCGCCAUCUCCGCCCUCGCAGCCAAACAUCCCCUCUCCGUCGUCAAGAACGCCCUCAGCCUACACGUCCUCCUGGACUACUACGACCCCACGAAGCUCCACCAAAUCUCCAAGGGCUCCACCCUCAGCACCACCCUCUACCAGACCACCGGCCACGCCCCGGGAAAUCUCGGCUUCGUCAAUAUCACCGACCUCCAAGGCGGCAAGGUUGGCUUCGGCUCCGCGGCUCCCGGCUCCAAGCUCGACUCCAGCUACACCAAAUCUGUCAAGCAGAUUCCAUAUAACAUCUCAAUUUUGGAAAUCAACGCUCCGAUCAUCGCUCCCGGGAUCUUGACGGCGCCGGCUCCUUCCGCCUCCGACGUCAACAUAACGGCGCUGCUCGAGAAAGCCGGCGCCAAGACGUUCGCGUCACUGAUCAUAUCGAGCGGCGUCAUCAAGACGUACCAAUCGGCGGCCGAGAAAGGCUUGACGAUCUUCGCUCCCAACGACGAGGCAUUUAAGGCGAAGGGCGUGCCGGAUCUGAGCAAGCUCACCAAUGCGGAGGUGGUCUCGAUCUUACAGUUUCAUGCCGUUGCUGGUUACACUCCGAUCGGCACAUUGAAGACCUCCAAGUCUCCGAUUAGCACUCUGGCGACGAACGGAGCCGGGAAGUUCGAUCUGACCACGACGACAGCCGGCGACCAGGUCACGCUUCACACCGGAGUCGACUCGUCCCGAGUGGCCGACACGGUUCUCGACGCGACUCCCCUCGCGAUCUUCACCAUCGACAAUGUGCUUCUUCCACUCGAGCUGUUCGGAAAAUCUCCGUCGCCGUCUCCGGGACUAGAGCCAUCCGCCGCCCCUUCGCCGGCGCCGGUACUCGCUCCGACUCCCUCUACCGUUGAAGCGCCAUCGCCUUUGGCCGCUUCACCGCCUGCACCGCCAUCGGAGACGCCGGAGGGAGCGCCGUCUGAGGCUCCGUCUGCUGAGUCGGAGAACAGUACAUCGGCUAACGUAGCUGGUCACGUGGCCUCACCUGCAUUGAUGAUGACUGUACUGGUCACUGUCUGUGCCACUGUUAUUUCCUCCGUUGUCUUGUCCUGA
Prunus armeniaca (apricot) is the source of this 1278-nucleotide messenger RNA. The record is from the annotation of a GenBank genome assembly. NCBI's taxonomy places the organism in Eukaryota, Viridiplantae, Streptophyta, Magnoliopsida, Rosales, Rosaceae.